AAUAUAUCAACAAUGGAAAGUAUAAAUAUAUAAAUUUUGAUUUCGAUAAUAGUACGCAGAUUCUCUAUGCGUUCAGAUCGAUUAAGUAGACGCAAUCGAUACCUCUUAUAAUGCAAUCUUUUUUAUACAAAGUAAAUAACUGAUCUGAUUAAUUACGUUUAAUUUCAUUUUCAUUUUUUAAUUAUACAGUUUUAAACGAAUAUUCGAGUUUAAUUCAAUGAUAUAAGUAACGAUUUUUAGUUUUUAUUCUUAUUAUUAUUAGAACGCUACUAUUUAGUUCUGCCGUAUUGUCGAUAAUACAGAAUAUGAUACAGAAAUAGAAAAUGAGUACAGUUAUCGUGAUUUGUCGUUAAUUUUUAAUGUAAUCUGUCAAAGAAAGUAUAUACUAGUGUUUGUCCUGUGUGUAAAAAACAAAAUUGCAACAUCUUAUUGAACGAUCAAGUACACCUUACUGUUAACAGGCAAACAGUAAAUCAAUGAUGUUUGAUCUACCAUCAGAAUUGACUGCUAAACCAUUAGCUCUGAUCGGACUAUCGGGUUUAGAUGUAACAAAUACUAUCCAUCGAUCUAUUUGGGAUGCAUUUAGUAAUAAUCGCAGACCAGAUGGUACUACUGUUCAAUUUAAAUUAUUAGGACCAAAACAUGAAUUUCCUACUGUUAAACCAAAGAGAAAUUCAUAUGAAUGGUAUAUUCCUAAAGGAAUCUUAAAACGUAAUUGGAUGAACAAAUAUCUUAAUGAAAUUCCAGCAGUAGUUGUAGUCUUUUAUGAUUUGGAUUGGAAUGAUCCAUUGUGGAACGAAAAAAAGAUAGAAUGUGCCUCAAGAAUACAAUCACUCAGAGCUGCCUUAGAAGGUAGAAGUACAAAAGUAGCACUUGUAUUGAUACAAUGUGAUGUACCACCUCCUCCAGAUUCUGAAGAUAUAGUGGCAACAGAACGAGCAACUGCCUUGUGUGGUGCUUGUGAAUUACCACCUAAUUUACUUUAUGUAUUACCACAUGGUGAUCAUUUAUCAGGAUAUAUAUCUAGAUUGGAGACUGCAUUUUAUCAGUUGGCACAAAAUUUCUAUCAUCACGAAUAUCGUAUUAUUAGAAGUCACCGCGAUCAAUUAAAUAAAACUGUUCAUCAGUAUUUGUUUGUACGUCAUCAAUUUAAAAUGGGAUUCCUAAAUGAAUUAAAGCAAGAUCAACCUCAAAAGCAUUACGUCCAAGCAUAUCAUAAUCUCUUUGAAAUAAGAAUGGUAGACACUAAUGCAUUGGAAAUAAAAACUAUUGCUGGUUUUAUAAACUAUAAAAUAUGCAAGAUAAUGUUUAGUUUAAACCUUCCAAAAGAUGCUAUAGCACAGUUUAGACUUCACACAGAAAGGUUUAAACUAAAAACUGGUCCAAAGGAAUUGAUAUUUGAGCAUCAUGCUUGGAUGAGUAACCAGUUUUCAACAUUUGCAGAAUUAUUUGAUGAUGCAAUUCGACAAGGUCUUCCUGCAGUCCAAACUCAACAUCCUGGAUAUUAUUAUCAACUAGCUGCACAACAUGCAAGCUUGAGACAAUCGGCAUGUAAAGAGUUAUGUAAAAAUGUAAAUAGUUAUCCAGAUCUAGAUCCAUUAGCUGGGGAAGAAAAACUUGAAUUUUAUGGGCAACGACCAUGGCGUUCUGGAAAAUUAAAUGUAGAACCACUAGAUACUGUUAAAGAAGCAGCUGCUGUACAAGCAUUACAAUAUAAAGAGAAAACAACUGUAAAUCAUUCUAUGAUAAUCAUAGGUUUGCUGGGAAAUGCAAUUUCUCAAUUUAAAAUAUAUCGAUGUCCUAGAAUGCGCAGAUCAUUAGUUGUACAGAUGGCUGAAGAAUAUUAUAAUUCCCGAGACUAUGGAAAAGUUCUUACAUUAUUGAUGCACAUGUUAUGGGAGUAUCAUGGGGAGAGAUGGCCCGUCUUGCUCACAGAUAUCAUAAAAAAUGCUUUACGAGCUGCAUAUUUAUCCACAAGCAUUCAAGACUACCUCACUUUAUCUUUUGAAGCUUUAGGACCUUCUACAACAUUUACUAAAGAUCAGCAAACUAUUGUUUAUGCAAACAUUAUUAAUAUUCUUCAGAAACGGCCACCGCAUCCGGAACCAGAUUUACCAGAUGAUCUAAAACGUGUUGCAUUAGAAAAAUGGAAAUUAGAAUUAAAUCGACAAGAACCAAUUAUGUUUACAAUUGAUGAUAAUAAUAUGACUUCAUUUAUAGAUGUUAAAGCACAAUUUUUGAAACCAAGAUAUAUAGUUGAUGAAGAUGUUAUGAUUGAAGUAAUUAUAAGAAAUUCAUUUUCUGGGAGUAUAGAGUUUUCUAAGGUGUCUGUAACAAUCAACAGCCCUGGUUUCAAUACAGAAAUUGUAGUUGCUAUCCCUCAGCAUAAUAAUGUUGAUCUUGUAUUCUCUAGUAAUCAAAUUAAAAAAUUUUAUGGUCAAUUUGGAGCACCUUCUUUAUGUGAUAGUAGUGAAAUUCGUAUUGGUACAGUCACAUUGUUUAUGGGAAAUGAAACUCAAUGUUGUAUUGUUCUAAGAUUUCCAGCUGCAGGGAAAGAAACAAAUCUUUUACAUCGUUUGUAUCCUGAAAUACAAUUAUUACAUAGUGGGAAAUUCGAAACGAUAAAACCGUUAAUAACAACAGAAAUAAAAAGGAAAGAAAGUGAUGUUAAUAUAAGUGCAAAAUCUAAUAAUCCUGCAUUAUUAGGAGAAUGGGUACCUAUUAUAAUACAUGUAACUGCUGAAGACUAUAUUACUGUAGCAUCCUUGCAUGUUGGUUUUCAAAUGGAUGGAAACAAUGAACAGUCAACUGAUUUAAGUAUGACAAUGUUAACUAAACAAUCACAAGUAUUAAUUGAAAUAGAAAAAACAGGUAAAAAUUGUAUAAUUGAAAAAACUGUAUAUAUGCGAGCACAUAAAGUGGGUAACAGAAAUAUUAUCAUAAAAGUAGAAUAUUGUUAUCCAAAUGAAAUAAAAGGAAGCAAAGAAAUUGUACAUUCUAUACCAGUUAGUAAACCAUUUGAAGUAACUACACGAUUUUGUACUAGUCUUUUAGAACCAUUGACAAAAGGUUUUAUUCACGAGCCUUUUGUUGUCAUGCCACAUAUUUCAUGUACAUCACCUUGUCCAAUAAAAAUUCUUGAUACUUCAAUUGAGUUGGGAGAACUGAUACAAAAGGAAAAUAAUCAAAAUGAAGAUAGUAUUUUAGCAGGAACAGUACUUUCUGAUGGUGAAGCAGGUACAGAUGUAUAUUGCUUAAUAGCUAAAGCUGGCAGUGAACAACCUGUCAGUAUAGGAGUGUAUACUAUUAAAUGGAUACGUGCGAAUGAUGAGACUGCAUCAGAAACUAGUAGUAGUGUAACAUUAGCUCCAUUGUGGAUAGAAGAUGCAGUAAUUAGUUUAGAAACUAGAUUACCAGCUCAUGGUUGGGUAUGCACACCACUUUACAUAUCAUACAUUAUCCAAAAUCAUUCUGAUUAUUUGAUUACGUUACGCUUAACAAUGGAAGCUAGUGACGCAUUUAUGUUUGCUGGACAAAAACAGGUUGAUAUUUAUAUUCUUCCAAAAAAUGAACGAAGAGUAGAGUGGAUUUUACGUCCACUCGUCGCUGGACUCGUGGCAUUACCUAUAUUAUCUCUAACUGUACCUACUGAUGAAGAACAUAAAUUAAGUAAAGGACGCCUUUCGGAAAUGCUAGAACGUUCAUUACCAAGUCAUAUUUAUAUAAUGCCUAAAUCGCAAUCUAUAGAUGAUUAAACAUAACGUAUUUAUUUAGAAAUAAUAAAUAUAUUUUACACAUAAUUUCAUGUGUAUUAGAAAUAUAUAAUAUAUAUUAACACCAUAGAAACGCAUUUGUGUUUAAUACAAUUCUUAAAUUAAAAUUAUUUUAGCGUUAAAAGAUUUUUAUUUUUAUGAAAAUUUUUUUUUAAUUAUAUUUAUUUUAAUAUCAUAUUAUUCGGUUUAUUUUAACUAGUCUUAUAAUUCAUAUUUAAUUCAUUAUUUGCAUCUAAAAUGUGAUGUCGGUAAAGUAUUAAACUGUAAAAAUUUUUUACCGCAUUAAUAUCGAUCAUCGUUACCAACGUUACUAGUUACGUUACAGUGUUUCAAUGUCACCCUUACUAAAGGACACCAUAUUAGAGGGCCUUUUAAUAAUUUCAUAAAAUUAUUACAAAAAUUAACUGUUAAUAAAAAAAAUGAUAUUGAUAAAAGUGUAUAUUGAAUAUUUGUAAAAUAAAAAACAUGACACUAUGAAAUAUAAUAGACAUAGUAACAACGAAGAUUGUGAUGGACGUUCCUGAGAAAACUCAAGCUUCUUUAAAUUCGCAACUAAAUUUUGAAGAAUCGCAACUAAGAAAUCAAAAACUUUUAAAGGUAUAAACAGUAAAAUUUUAUAUUUAAUACAUGAUUAGCAUUUUACGGCUACAAUAUAUUUUAAUUCUUCCUAAUAAUAAAUUGUAAAAAUAAAUUGUAAAAAAAUAUUGAUUUCGUAUGAUUUUCAAUUUUAUUAUUAAUUCUCAAAUUAUCAAGUUCACAUUUAUAAUUAGUAUUUGAUAAAAAAUAUCUUUUCACUGAUUUUAUGUCAUGAAAAAAAAUUUCAACAGUUCGUGAACAAUUGUGAGUUAUACUUAUUCAUAUCGAUAUCGCGUUUUAUGACUCACUUUUCGCGUGUAGAUAGUUUUAAUAAUUUCUGAUAAAUAUUCGUGUAAAUAGUACUGAAAUGGAAAAAAGUGAAUUUUUUUAAGACGGAGGAAUAAAAUCGUCGGAGGCAAUUCUGUAUUCAAAAUGUAUUCUUUCAUCUUGAAUUUAGUUUUAUUUAAAAUAUAUAAAAAUAUAAAAAUUCUGUUGACACAUAUAUACGAUAAAGUAUUAUAAUGUUUUAUUAGAUCUGCAAUUUUAAUCAAUACAUAGAAGACACAUAAAAAUUAUCGUAUUAUUAAACUAUGAUACACAAUAGGACUUGGAGCUUUCUAAAGCACGUUUGAGAACUCUCGCGGCUUAUACACCUACCGAAGAAGAAUUACAACAAAUUGCUUCAAUUUAUCGAAAACAUCUUCAAAAGAGAUCAAGUUCUUAAUCACAUUAUUAAUCUUCAUCCAAAACAUUUACAAUGAUGAAUGUUGUUACGAUCUAAUAACUCGAGCCGAACGAACAAACUUUCAAUUGAAAAGUUUGUUAAUCGUCAGGAUCGAUGGAUCAGAUCGUUUAGCGGUAAAUUUAACUCGCUUAUAUGUAAAUUAGUAUAAGUAAUUCGUAUUAAAUAUAUUAACUACAUAUGUGUGUAUAUACACAUAAAAAUAAUUCAGUAGAAACAACAUUUAAAAUUAUGAUAAAAAAAAAAAAAAUAGUAAUCAAAAAUAAUAGCGAACAUAGCUGUGCCCGCUUAAUACGAUCAUUUUAAUAUAUUUCUUUAGUAAUAUACAUUUUAUAUUUAUACGUAUAUAUAUAUAACUGAUGAAGUCAAUUCGUAAAAGAAAUAGUUAUUAUGAUAACAAUCAACAUAUGUUAUAAUCUCUAAGUUAAGACACCUUGAUCUUUUAUGUUAAUCAAUAAUUUUUUCAAAAAUGAUGAAAAUGUAAUAUAUAUUUUUCCGUAAUUACGUACAAGAAAUAUUACUUACACGUAAAUCAAAAAUCGAACUGUUAUAUUUCUUAAAUUUCGGUUGUGUAUAUUCUGUAGAUUUCGUAGCAGGGCACAAAUUUAAAAGAGACAAGUCCAUACGACGUUCACCUGUAGGAAUGACAUUCAUAUUCAUUUUCCAUGUUGUGGCUGCACUAUCAUCGACAGUAAUUACCAGCGCAUACAACGUGGUAUGUUCGAUAGGACAGCCACGUUUCCUGAACUGUCCUGAUAAGAGCCGAAGACAAUAAAUUGUCGGAAUGCUACUACACGGUUUUAUUUUAAAGCCGUGCUAUAUACAUGUAUCUAAUCUUGACCUUCUGAAAAAAAUGUAACUUAUAAAUCUUUCAUUUAUUAUAUUAUAAAUAUUAUAGGUCUCUUUUGCAACAUAACGUUAAACGCGUUAUCUUCGAUUUUAUCUUGGAUAAAUGUAUAUCCUACAAAAUUAUUUAAAAACUAUACACACAUCAUUUAUCAUAAAGCCGAUUAAAAAUAGUUACGAAGUUCAAUCAUAAAUUUCUAAAAAUGCAAUAUGACAAAUGAUUCUCAUUUUAUAAAAGUUUUAUUUUUUAAUCGUUAAAAAGUCAGAAAAGACCAACAUCUGUAUUUUAAUAAUUUACUUACCUACAUAAUUAUAAAUAUUAUGUUAAUAACACAUUUCUAUUAUAAAUAUGUUCCGCACACUUCUAAAUAUUCGAAGAAACUGAGAUAAAACAGUUGUAACAAGUAAAAUGUUACUACAUAACUUUAAAACUCAACGUGGCAUAGCAACGACAACUGAAUAAAUAAAAUGCGACUGUACGACAUCGUCAUUGUGAACCAAAAACAUCUGUAUCAAUAUGUUUAUUAUCUUCAAAAAUAUCCUUUUCUUCUAUAAUAUGAAUAAAUAUAUAUAAUAUAUGAAAA
Messenger RNA from Vespula pensylvanica (western yellowjacket), 6521 nucleotides. RefSeq names its product trafficking protein particle complex subunit 11 (gene gry). Gene Ontology annotation, cellular component: cytoplasm. The transcript has 22 exons. The record is from RefSeq and is a predicted model, not a curated record. The coding region runs from base 477 to 3755 and encodes 1092 amino acids. NCBI's taxonomy places the organism in Eukaryota, Metazoa, Arthropoda, Insecta, Hymenoptera, Vespidae.